Drosophila persimilis is the source of this 1858-nucleotide messenger RNA. RefSeq lists its product as uncharacterized. The transcript has 8 exons. Gene Ontology annotation, molecular function: protein binding. NCBI's taxonomy places the organism in Eukaryota, Metazoa, Arthropoda, Insecta, Diptera, Drosophilidae. The record is from RefSeq and is a predicted model, not a curated record. The coding region runs from base 17 to 1714 and encodes 565 amino acids.
AAUUAAAUAAUUAAUAAUGGCAUCCAUAACAUCUGAAUUGCGAGCACCGACAGCCGGAAUUGUACCGCACCUGAGGCCAUGGGAAGUGAUUGCUUGGUCCCAAGAGCAGCUCGGAGGCAUCUACUCAGACUGGGGACUGUACUUUACUCGCCAUCAGCGCUUCGCCCAAGGAAUUCAUUAUUUGAAUAAAGCCUUGGACAUCAAUGCCAACGACACGAAUACUCUAAUGAGACGCAGUAAAGUCAAACGGUUGAGGGGCUUGGCCCCCGAAGCCCUCAAGGACUGUACCCAGGCAGAAGCCAUCCUGGGAUGGUCGAUGGGUGACAUUGCCAAUCCACAUGUUAGAAUUGAGAUCUCUGAUGCACUCUACGAGUCGAAUCGCUUCGAGGAUGCCAAGAUGAAUCUUCACAAUUCUCUGGGGCUGUUCAGUGGCGCCCAGGCCAAGCCCAGUAUCAACCGACUGGAAGUGGUCGAUGAGAACUUUAAGGAGAUGUUGAGUGACGAGACCUCACCGGCAGUGCAGCGCCUGAUCCGUCGCAUGAUUACCGAUCAGGCCAGGCAGCCAAAGCCAGUCGCGGAUGAUUGCGAUGUUGUUAGCAUUUUGGAAGUUCCGGAAGUAUUUGUCUCUCCACUGGAACAAGCCAGACGGAAGCGAUGUUUCAAUAUCUACAAUCAGACGUAUCUGGAUAAAUGCUGGCUGGAUAUGGCCUACCUCAAGGAUCUGCGUGGCAACCCCAAUGUGCUGCCGAAACACUCAAAACAAUCUUCGCCCUAUUUGAAGAAUCUGAUGGAUACAAAUUACACAUCAGCGCGCACUUUAACGAAAAUGCUGCAAGCACGUUGCCCCAUGUACGCCAAGUAUUACCAACGAUAUCCGAACGAGGAACUGCAUCAUAAACAACAGGAGGAAAAUCUAUACAGAAUUCAGUAUCAGACGAGGAGAAAUAUGUUCAAGAUUUUGCGAAGCAUUCGGCAUUUGAUACAAGUCGGUUCAUUAGAUAAACUGUCAACAUUUGUUGAGGAGGUUAUGGGCGAUUAUGUUACCGUUAAGACGCAUCGCACAAUGCCAUGGAAAUUUGAAUUCAUUAAUGAGGUCUACAACUACUUGGGUUUGGCCCGCAUUAAUGAAUACAAAAUUCCCAGCGAUAUGACCGUCUUAAAGGGCAAACAACGUCUAUUGACACUCUUCGGACUGCCCCAUGAAAUGAAUAUAAAUGCGCUUAAAGAGAAUCCGAAGCAGAAAAAAACGAUGAACGUACCAAGAACCGAUUUGAGGGAUCCCAAGACUGAGUUGUUCAAGAAGCUAUCUGCUCGCUAUGAGAGCCGCAUGAGAUUCGCCAAGUAUCCCAUAGAGCGUGCCUAUCUGCUGCAUGAGCUGGCCCUAGCCCAUAUGAACAAUAAUUCAUUUAAUAUGGCUGUUUCACUGGCUCGCAAGGCAAUGGAGGAGGCCACCAGAUGCAACAGCAUUGUGUGGUGCUUCCUGAGUCUGAUAGUCAUCUGCAAGGCGCACGCAAUUAUGGAGAAAGUCGAGAACCAGAAGGAUGUACUCGCCGAAGCCUUUGAGUUGGCCAAACGCCUCAAGAACCUGGAUCUGUGCCUGUUCAUCGAUAUAUGCAUGAAGGUCAAUGCAGAGGAAUUACUGAUAAAGAGGAUGACAAUAAGAAGAACGGGCAUGAAGUCGGGUCGGGAUUCUUCUGAUGAGGGUAUCGACUAAGCUGCAUAUCUAAAGAAGACGCUAAAUGUCCUCCCGGUUUUGAGACACGCUUCGGGCCAAUGCCCCUUGAUGGAUACCACGAAAAGUCACAGCUAAAUUACAUAGAAGAAACUGUAGAAUCUGUAAAUGUGACAGGGAAAUAUA